ACAGAGAUUGGAAGGAGCUAUGGCAACAAACAUCAAUAUGGAGUGGAUCAAACCAGAACAAAAAUGAUGGAGUGGCCAUUCUAAUCAAAAAAACCCUAGUCACAGUGAAGGGUAGCACCGUGGAAAGUGAUUUUAGACCUGGAACGAGCCAUCUUUUAUUUCCUGUGGGGGUCCAAGUGGGAACGAGUGCAAAGAAGCGUGAUGAAGAAGCCAAAAGAGAAAGGAGGGAAAGGAGUGCCGGACCUGUUAUUGUUUUUAGGGAGCAGAUUUACAGCUAUACACAUAACAGCAGCCACGGCCCCAUCCAGAAAUCCUAAGACUACAGCUAUGGCACGGUUCUGGAUGGGGUCAUACCUCAGAAGAUUGAAGAUAUUACCCUCGGAUCUUAAAGUACCAGUGUCUUUUAUCCUGCCGCCAACCUACGUUUUUAUCCAGACCUUUUUAAAACGUUUUUACCUUGAGCAAGAAGAAGUGUAUGUUUUAACAAAUCAUCGCUCUCUCAUUUCAGUUGUGCAGGAGCGGGAACCAGUGAGUCCAGUGCGUGGGCUGGCACUUGGCGAGCCCUCAACUGUUUGGCGCAACGUGAACCAUUCGGCUCUCCCAAACAGACUCCGGGACCUGUCGUGGAUGGUGGCUCACGAGAUCCUCCCGGUCAGGUCCGUUAUGCACUCCCGGGGCAUGUCAGCGCACUCAAACUGCCCCCGACCUGACUGUGGCGAGCCGGAGUCGGUGAGGCAUUUGCUCUGGGAGUGCAGCGCUGCCGUAGACCAGUGGGCAAUGGCCGGCUCCUUGCAAUUCCCGUACUUACCAGCAAGGGAGGUCCUCACAGCACAGCUAGUGCUGUAUGGGGUGAGCCCAAAGAAACCGAUGCCAGCAUGUGACUUUGCAAAGCAGUGGCUCACCCUGGCCGCCAUCAAAGACGCCAUUUGGACCUCCAGAAACUUGCUGGUAAGAAAGCACAUGCAGAAGCAAUCAAAGCAGCCGCGGCCUGACUCUCCGGGUGAGGCAGGUGGGAAGGAGCAACAAGGGGAGGGCCUCCUCUGAGCACCGCAACAGGAUCCCGAGAGACCCAAACGGAUUAAGUACAUCCUUGUUAGGGACCCACUGCGCUCCUGCACAACUGAUUUUUGAAGAGAGCUUUUUAACCAACGCUCUCUCUCUUAAAACUUUUAAUAUGGACACUAAACACACUCUGACAUGCACAAGAUGACAACAUUUUAUAUUUACCUGAAAGUUAUGAAAACAAC
Messenger RNA from Perca flavescens (yellow perch), 1247 nucleotides. RefSeq lists its product as uncharacterized. The record is from RefSeq and is a predicted model, not a curated record. The transcript has 2 exons. NCBI's taxonomy places the organism in Eukaryota, Metazoa, Chordata, Actinopteri, Perciformes, Percidae. The coding region runs from base 202 to 1044 and encodes 280 amino acids.